Messenger RNA from Scheffersomyces coipomensis, 1740 nucleotides. RefSeq names its product Glutamyl-tRNA amidotransferase subunit A (Glu-ADT subunit A). The transcript has a single exon. Bases 1 to 1740 code for a protein of 579 amino acids. The record is from RefSeq and is a predicted model, not a curated record. Lineage: Eukaryota; Fungi; Ascomycota; Pichiomycetes; Serinales; Debaryomycetaceae.
AUGAAGUAUUUAUCAUUAUUUUAUUUUACAACUUUAGCUGCUUCCCUUCGGAUCAGUCCUGAAAUCAAAAGAUCUGUUCUGGAAGUAUUAGCUGAUGAACAAAAUCUUAAUGAUACCACUUAUAAUUUCGUUCAAAUUGAUUCAGGUGAACUUUUCCCUAUGUCAUUAUGUAAAGGUAUAACCUUAGAAGAGGCUACUAUUGAUCAAUUACAAGAUUAUUUAUCGCAAGGUAUUUUAACCAGUGUUGAUUUAUUACAAUGUUAUCUUGAUAGAUAUUUCCAAAUCAAUGAUUUCGUCAAUGGAGUCCUUCAAUUAAAUCCGGAUAUGUUCGCUAUUGCUACUCAAUUGGAUCAAGAAAGAAGUCAAGGUAUAGUUCGUAGUCCCUUACAUGGUAUUCCAUUUAUGGUGAAAGAUAAUUAUGGAACCAAAGAUAAAAUGCAAACCACUUGUGGUUCAAAUGCUUUAUUAGGAUCAGUUGUCCCUCGUGAUGCUCAUGUGGUUCAUAAAUUAAGAGAAGCGGGUGCUUUAUUAUAUGGCCAUGCCACCCUUUCUGAAUGGGCAGAUAUGAGAUCAAAUGAUUAUAGUGAGGGUUAUUCUGCUACUGGGGGUCAAGCAAGAUGUCCUUACAAUUUAACUCUUAAUGGUGGUGGUAGUUCAACUGGUUCAGCAGGUUCAGUAGCUUCAAAUUUAAUCAUGUUUGCUAUGGGUACUGAAACUGAUGGUAGUAUUAUUAAUCCAGCUGGAAAUAAUGCUUUAGUGGGAUUAAAACCUACUAUUGGAUUAACUUCCAGAAAUGGUGUUAUUCCAGAAUCAGAACAUCAAGAUACGACCGGUCCAUUAGCUAGAACCGUCAGAGAUGCUACUUAUGUUUUACAACAAAUUUACGGAGUUGAUCCAUUAGAUAAUUAUACCUAUGCUCAAAUUGGUAAUACACCAGAAGAUGGAGAUUAUGUUAAAUAUGUAUCUAAUAAGACCGCUUUAAAAGGGGCGAGAUUUGGUUUACCAUGGGCUAAAUUAUGGUCUUUGGCUGAUCCAGAACAAAUUGAUGGUUUGUUGACCACCAUUAAAGCUAUCGAAGAUGCUGGAGCUACAGUUUAUAAUAAUACUAAUUUUCUUAAUUUGGAUGUUAUUUCAUCUGACGGUUGGAAUUGGGAUUUUGGACCUGUAAAUGAAUCAGAAUAUACUAUCGUUAAAGUUGACUUUUAUAAUAACAUUGCUACUUAUCUUGAAGGAUUAGAAAAUACUAAUAUUAGAAGUUUACAAGAUUUAGUUGAUUAUAAUUAUGCCAAUGAUGGUACUGAAGGUGGUAGUCCUGAUGUGGUUCCUGCUUUUGCUUCAGGUCAAGAUGGAUUUUUAGCAUCUUUAGAAUGGGGUGGAGUUAUGAAUGAAACUUAUUAUCAAGCUAUUGAAUUCGUUCAUAAAAGUUCAAGGGAAGAAGGUAUUGAUUAUGCUUUAAAUUAUACUGAUCCUACCACUGGUGAAAAUUUCCAAUUAGAUGGUUUAUUAGUUCCAUCAGGACAUAGUAUAACUUAUCAACAAGCUGCUAGAGCUGCAUACCCGAUGAUCACUAUUCCAGUGAAUGAAACAUCUGUAGGAUUACCAUACGGUAUUGGUAUUAUGAAUACAGCAUGGUCUGAACCUCAAUUAAUUAAAUAUGGUUCAGCUAUUGAAGAUCUUAUAAAGGGUAGAACCACCCCUACAUUCAAAGAUUAUUUAGCUAAGAAUAUUCCUGUUAUUUAA